UAGCCGGGCGUCAGUCGGUCGCCGGCCGCGCGUUGAGCCGGGCGCGCGUGUGCUACUGAUGGCGCCCCGUGGCGGCCGGUGAGGCGCCGGCCCCGCCGACCGCCUCGGGUCGACGGGCCAGCCAGGCCAGACGGCCGUUCGUCCCAACAUGUCCUUGCUCAGCGUCACAGUAAAAAAGGCGCGCUAUGUUUCCAUGCAAGGAGUACAACAGUUCAACACUUACGUGACACUUAAACUACAGAAUGUCAAGUCUACGACGGUGACAGUUAAGGGUCCGACUCCAUGUUGGGAGCAAGACUUCCUAUUUGAAAUCAAUGACAUCAACCUGGGCCUCCUGGUGGAGGUGUGGAACAAAGGCGUGAUCUGGGACAAAGCCCUCGGCUACCACUACCUGCCUCUCACUUCCGUGGCAUAUAACGAGUCGGACGGUGGGGGGCGGUGGGUGGAGUUGGAAGCGCAGGUGAUGAUGCGAGGUGGCGCCGUCGUCGGCACCACGGGCCCCACUGGCAAUGCCUUGCUGUUGGACUGCAGGUUCGAGCCGCCUUUUGACGCUGAAGGCACGGGCGGGGCGGACCUGCAGCGCAAGUUGGAUCUGCUCAACGGAACGCUGGACGCGGAGAGAGCGGAGCAGGCUCGCAGGCAGAUGCAGUAUAUUGCUCAUUCGGGUUACUCCGAGGACUCGGACUACACGUCGGACCUCAACUACCCGGUGGGGCAGCACGCCAACUGCAGCGCGUCGCAGUUCCGCAGCGCUGCACACCAGAUGCACACUCCACAGAGAUCUUUGGAGGUAUCUCGUGAGAAUUCGUACGAGAGGGAGGAGUAUCACAUACACGGGGACACCGACCCGCUGUAUUAUAAUAGUCAGCCGCGGACCAACAGGAUAGACACAUGGUCACAGUUGCACGCACAAGUGAGCGUGGAGUCAGCGAUAUCAUGGCGGACCGCGGCUGACUGGCAGUCUGGGGAAGAGCAGCGACGGCCGAGUCUGGAGCGUCAGAACACGCUGUACGAUGACAACAUGCCUAUGUAUGGGUUCGAUAGCUACACCAGUAUCACGCACACUAGGGACCACUCGCAUUUAUCUCAGCAGCCCAGUUACGAGGAGUUCUACGACUCGUCCAGCUAUCCCUACCAGACGUCGUACGUCGGAGACGACUCGCGUCAAUGGGAUAGCGGAGGCCAGUACUUCUACGAUGACGGUCACGGACUCACCCCGACGGACUACGAGAAUAUUGUCAAUAAGAGAAGGUCUUCUGUUGUUCAGUUGCCGCAAGUGCCGCCUAAACCGUUGGUGCCCUCGUCUAGGUACUCCGACUACAAUGAGAUGGCCCCCUACAGGCCGCGGCCGCGACGGACUGCCGCCAGUCUUCCAGCCACGCCGUCAUCGACCCCCAAGCGGGGCCGCGCGCUCCCCGUGCCUCCGGGCAGCGAGUCCUCGGGCUGGUCCCGCUCGGGGCGGUCGCGUCGGCUGCCGCAGCCGCCGGCGCAGGCGCGUCCACGCCGCGCGCCCUCCGCCUCCACGCUUACGCACGUGCCUUACGUACCCGAACCUGAAAAACCUAUACCUGAUGUGAGUUAUGGUUAUGACAGCUUCGGGUUUCAGCAAGACUUUCAAGACACUGCCACUGAACCGUAUCCAGAUACUAAUUAUAAUAAUACGACGUAA
This is a messenger RNA of Helicoverpa armigera (cotton bollworm), 1669 nucleotides long. RefSeq names its product phorbol ester/diacylglycerol-binding protein unc-13. Bases 149 to 1669 code for a protein of 506 amino acids. Gene Ontology annotation, biological process: dense core granule priming; synaptic vesicle maturation; synaptic transmission, glutamatergic. Gene Ontology annotation, cellular component: plasma membrane; terminal bouton; synaptic vesicle membrane. The record is from RefSeq and is a predicted model, not a curated record. NCBI's taxonomy places the organism in Eukaryota, Metazoa, Arthropoda, Insecta, Lepidoptera, Noctuidae. Gene Ontology annotation, molecular function: syntaxin-1 binding; diacylglycerol binding; calmodulin binding. The transcript has 14 exons.